Molecule: messenger RNA, 977 nt
Organism: Drosophila albomicans
Lineage: Eukaryota; Metazoa; Arthropoda; Insecta; Diptera; Drosophilidae
Gene: c12.1
Product: protein CWC15 homolog
Exons: 2
Coding region: 111-893 (260 amino acids)
Biological process (GO): mRNA cis splicing, via spliceosome
Cellular component (GO): catalytic step 2 spliceosome
Molecular function (GO): RNA binding
Source: RefSeq, a predicted model, not a curated record
UAGCAAAACAGUUGAUACGAAACAAAACAAGCAAGCAUUUUUUCAACAAUAAUCAUCAAAUUGCUAUAAUAAUUUAAUAUAAACAAAUUAAGAAAUAAGCGAUCUAAACAAUGACGACAGCAGCUCGCCCCACAUUCGAUCCAGCUCGUGGUGGCUCUGGACGAGGAGAAAAAGACUUGAGCGCACUCAGUAAACAAUACUCGAGUCGCGACUUGCCUGGACACACGAAAUUGAAAUACAGGGAAACUGGCCAAGGCACCAGCGAGGAAAUCCGCAACCGUGACUUUCGCAAGGAACUCGAGGAACGCGAACGCGAUGCGCGGUCUGGCGUCAGCUCUGGCAAGACUUUGCCUUCCAUAGUGCGCAAAGCCAUUGAGGCAAACAAUGCGAGCAGCAGCAGCAGUACUAAGCGUGCCAAAUUGGACAGCUCAUCGCAGCUGCAACAGCAACAGCAGCAGCAACAACAGCAGCAGCAACAGCACGCUUCCGCCAAUCUGGACGCAGAUGAGCCGUUGGACAAUGAUAGCUCCGACUCUGACAGCGAUUCCGAUGACGAUGAUGCUGCCCUGUUGGCUGAAUUGCAGAAAAUCAAACAGGAGCGUCUGCAGGAGACGGCACGUCGCGAGGCAGAGAAGAAACAGGAAGACGAACGCAUACGCAUGGAAAAUAUUCUCUCAGGAAAUCCGCUCAUCAACUAUGAGCCGGGCACAGCUGCCUCGGCGGCUGGACGCACUUCGGGCCUUGGUGGUGAUCUGAAGGUGAAACGUCGUUGGGAUGAUGAUGUUGUCUUUAAGAAUUGUGCACGCUCUGCUCCCGAGAAGAAAACGCACUUUGUCAACGAUGCGUUGCGUUCCGAUUUCCAUAAGAAGUUUAUGGAUAAGUACAUUAAGUAACAUAGUUUUUUUUUUCUUCAUUACUAUUACUACUACAAACUUGUCUUGUGUUGAGAGUUCAAUAAUAAAUUAAUACACAUUGUA